Nannospalax galili (Upper Galilee mountains blind mole rat) is the source of this 1333-nucleotide messenger RNA. RefSeq names its product apolipoprotein F. Bases 314 to 1078 code for a protein of 254 amino acids. Gene Ontology annotation, biological process: cholesterol metabolic process. The transcript is spliced from 4 exons. The record is from RefSeq and is a predicted model, not a curated record. Lineage: Eukaryota; Metazoa; Chordata; Mammalia; Rodentia; Spalacidae.
AAGACUAGCCGAUGUUUAGGAAUUUAUCAGACCUUCAGUGCCAGAUUGGGACUACUGCAACAUCCAGCCUUGAGGACUGAGUGACUACCGGAUGCUCCAGUGUGCAUACUCCAGCAGUCUGACUUGUGAAUUUUGGGAAGAUUCUCCUGUCUCCACCUCCCAUCUGGCCAAAGGAGUAUUGGGAUUACAUAUGUGAGAUUACAUAUCCACUUCACCUUCAGAAGUGCUGAGACACAGGACCUUGUUCUUCUGGCUACUUUUUCUCAGAACAGAGCUUUGGUCCUUCCUAACAGGGCUGUUCUGCUGACCCACCAUGAUCCAGGCUGUGUUACUCCUCGGCUGUUUCUUGCUAUCCCCAGCAGCUGCCUUUCUGAGGAAUGCCCAGAAUGGUGCCCUGACCUCCCAGCUGGCUAUCACAGAGACUGAACAUACACCAAACAUGCUCUCGGGCCAGAUCUCUCCCCCAGACCCCAGCACCUGCCAGGAUCUCUUGCACUCAGUGCCCUCCUUAGCCCCUCUGCCUGAGUAUUUGUCCAACUUAGCCCUGGGAAUGGCCCUGGAAGAUAUCGGCUGCCCAACUGAAGCCCUCUAUCUGCAGCUUCAGAUCAUGAGGACGGAAGGAAAGGACACCACGGAAACCCUUCUCCGUGAGAGUCAAAAGCGCUGUAAGGAAGAGGGGAUGGACAACACUGAAGUCAUUCUGAGGGAUCUGGGGGGAUUCACUGGGGAGCAUAAGAGGGUCCAGCGCUCAGUUACCCCACCUGAGGCAUGCACCUCUGAAUAUGGGUGGGUUCUCUAUGAGACAGCAGCACUCAUGGCUGAAUUUGCUGAGAAGCUCCCUUCCAUUGACCUGGUAAGAGAGUUCAAGGCUUCUGCGGCCAAUGUCACCCAGAAGUGUACCUUUGAGUCCUGGGAGCAUCUGGAUAAAGUGGGGAAGAGGCUGAUAGAAAGCCCAGAAAUUGAGAAUGCCACAAUUCCUACUGAAGAUCAGGUAUACUUUGUUGCUCGACUUGCAAUCCUUCUGAAAUGUAUUUUAGUGGACUUUCUGCUGAAAUCUUUUCAGGUUUAUUUUGGAUAGGGAAGGCAUCCCAGGUCUCACAUUUGCUUUCUCACGGGUCUUUAGUAGGCCUGCAUACAGAGACCACACACAGCUUGUAGCUAGAAACACUGGGGCAUCUUAGGAUUGAUGCAUGUUCUUCUUUUGAUCCCAGUGCUCAAAGACAUGUGACUACAUUUUUUCAGUUUUUAAAUACUAUGGCUACUGCAAUUUCCCCAUUCACCUGCCUAAUGUGUUCUAAUUCCCCAACUAAAUGCUGUACCUUGAUUAUGCUCA